This is a messenger RNA of Pyrenophora tritici-repentis Pt-1C-BFP, 783 nucleotides long. RefSeq lists its product as uncharacterized. The record is from RefSeq and is a predicted model, not a curated record. Lineage: Eukaryota; Fungi; Ascomycota; Dothideomycetes; Pleosporales; Pleosporaceae.
AUGACUGUUAUGAGCGCCACUCUCCCCCAACGUCCACUUAGCCUGCGCGAAGUCCUCCUUGUGCACUUUCUGGUCUUCCAAGAAGCUGUGUUGGCGCUGCCGAUUUACGAAUUUGAUUUCACCGGUCCCUUGUCAGGAUAUUCGCCCUACCCCGUCUACGAAUAUCAAUUGCGCCCUAAUCAAGAUCGGGUUCCUGUUGAUAUACGGCAAUUCCACAACGACGAAGUCUACCGAGCGAUCGUCAUGCGGCUCAACUGUGAUAAUUUCUGCGUACGUAUGGAGCGCUUUGUACAGAGCAACAUUCAGAGAUUGCUCAGUACUACAAUCUCAGUUAGCCGCAUCGUCUUCAUGGCAAACUCUCGCUUUCGCACAACAUCCCUGGCUGGAUUACGGCAAGAAGAAAUGCAUUCAUGCCUGCUGGUUACUGAAGACAACCGAGAGAUGAUAUUGGAUGGCACUAUUGACCAAUACGGCCUAAACUGGAGGACGAGUUGGCUCCUGACGAGGGAGGAAGCUAUGGACAGUCACAUGGGUUACAUAGUUCCUAGGAGUGAUAAGGAAUGGGAGGAGAUCCGCGAAUCACUUUUGACAUCAGGUCUUGACUAUGGAUACUGGGCAGAAGGAGGGGUUAUAGAUCGCCGUGUCAAGGACUUGUUUAGGGGACUAGACUGGGAGUCUCUGCGUGGGCUUUCCGAGACAGAGGUUGAGUUUUCUAUUCGCGACAUUGCUCGUAGAAGGUUCUUUAGUGCUUUUGAGGAGGCUAAGUUCAAAGCUCAACUGUAG